Molecule: messenger RNA, 2734 nt
Organism: Heterocephalus glaber (naked mole-rat)
Lineage: Eukaryota; Metazoa; Chordata; Mammalia; Rodentia; Bathyergidae
Gene: Bcam
Product: basal cell adhesion molecule (Lutheran blood group)
Cellular component (GO): plasma membrane
Molecular function (GO): laminin receptor activity
Source: RefSeq, a predicted model, not a curated record
CGCAGCCAACGCCGCCGCCACCUCGUGAACAUGGAGACCCCGGGAGUCCGCGCCGGGGCACGCAGGACUCCGCGGCUGCUGUGCCUCGCGCUUCUGCUGGCGGCGCACCCAGGACGCUGGAAUCUGGGCCCAGCGCCCUCUGCCUGCUCAGACCCAAGAGUCCAGGUCCCCAAGUGGCUUCCCUAGGACAUAGAAGACCCAAGCCCCUGGGCUGUCCCCUCCAAGGUUCUCAAGUUUGAGGGAGCUUGGCUGCCUUCAGCAAAGCUACGCCGCAGCCAAGCAAGUGGUUCCUACAAUAUGAGAGUUUCCCCAGCCAGCAUUCAGAGUCCAGACUCCAUGGAGAACCCGCCUCCCUCGGAAAGGGCCGAGUCCCAGCCCUGGCAGUGAGGGUGGAUGGAGCAAAGUGUUUCCGAGUGACAGUGCCCCCUGCCUGGGGCCCCCCAUCAGUGCACACACCUGCAGGCGGUGGGAGGGACAGGGGCAGGGACAUGAAAGGGGCCGAGGAAGAAGAGGGCAUCUGGCCUUCCUCACUGCCUGCGCCUCAGACCCAGGCGGGCACCAGCCCGCCGCUCCCCUGGAUGCUUGGGAAUCCAGGCCCCUGGCACAGCAUGCUGUCCAGGCCGAGAUGCACGUGUCCGUGCCCCCUCUGGUGGAGGUGAUGCGGGGAGAGCGGGUCAGCCUGAACUGCACCCCCUCAAAGAAGCCUGACCACUUCGUGCUGGAAUGGUUCCUGAUCGAGCGCUCCGGGGCCCGCCGCCGCCUGGCCUCGGCCGAGCAGCAGGGCUCCGAGCUGCAGCUGCAGCGGACCGUGCACGACCCCCGGGGCCGCAGACCCCCAUACCAGCUGGACCCCCAGGGGAGCCUGGUGCUGGCCGAGGCCCAGGUGGGUGAUGAGCGGGACUACGUGUGCGUGGUGACGGCUGGGGCUGCGGGCACCGCUGAGGCCACCUCAAGGCUCCGGGUGUUUGCCCAGCCAGAGGCCGCCGAGGUGCUCCCCAACACAGGGACGCUGUCCGUGAUGGACAGUGCCCCGCAGAUUGCCACCUGCAGCAGUAGGAACGGGAACCCAGCCCCACAGAUCAGCUGGUACCGGAACGGGCGGCUCCUGGAGCUGCCCACGGAGAUGAAUGAAGAGGGAUAUGUGACCAUCCGCACGGUCCGGGAGGCCUCGGGCCUGCUGUCCCUCUCCAGCACCCUCUACCUGCGCGUCCGCAAGGCCGACCGCACCUCCAGCUUCCACUGUGUCGCUCAGUACAGCCUGCCCGGGGACCGGCACGGCCGCCUGGACAGCCCUGCCUUCAACCUCACCCUGCACUAUCCCACGGAACACGUGCACCUCUGGGUGGGCAGCCCAUCCACCACGGAGGGCUGGGUGCGUGAGGGCGACUCUGUUCAGCUGCUCUGUGAGGGGGACGGCAGCCCCAAUCCGGAGUACACGUUUUUCCGUCUUCAGGACAAGCAGGAGGAAGUGCUGAGCACAAACUUGGAAGGGAAGCUGACGCUGGAGGGCGUGAACCGGAGCCAGAGCGGGAUCUACGGCUGCCGAGUGGAAGACUUUGAUGCUGCCGAGGAUGUGGUGCUCACUCGGACGCUGGGGGUGAACGUGUCCUACCUGGACCCCCUGGAGCUCAGUGCGGGAAAGGAGCUCUCCGUGUUUCUAAACAGCAGCCGCAUGGCGGUGACCUGCUCUGCCAGGGCCCAGCCUGCACCCACCCUGCGCUGGACCAAGGACUCCGUCCCUCUGGAGAAUGGACCCACGCUGUCGCUCGGCCCCUUCACCUUCGAUUCCGCUGGCACCUAUGUGUGUGAGGCCUCCAUGCCCAGUGUCCCCCUCGUCAGCCGCACCCAGAGCUUCAGGCUGCUGGUCCAAGGGUCUCCAGAGUUAAGGGCAAAGGAGCUGGAGCCCAAGGCUGAGGGCAGCUGGACGGAAGGGGACGAUGUCGAGCUCAUCUGCUCCGCCCGCGGCUACCCGGAGCCCGAGCUCACCUGGAGCCAGCCGGGUGGCAGUCCAGCAGAGCGGGCCCAAGGCGGACAGGGCUGGGUGAGCAGCUCGCUGACCCUGCGAGUGACCAGCACCCUGGGCCGUGAGGGAGUCUCCUGCGAGGCCUCCAACUCCCACGGGCGACUCAGCCACGUCUUCCACUUCGGCAUGGUGGCCCCCCAGGCUGCCCAGGCUGGAGUGGCCGUCAUGGCCGUGGCCGUCAGUGUGGGCCUCCUGCUGCUCGUGGUCGCCGCCUUCUACUGCAUGCGACGCAAGGGACGCCCAGGCUGCUGCCGCCGCAGAGAAAAGGGGACCCCUGCUGAGCCCGAGACCUGGAGGCUCCGGGCACCGACCCUGAGCUGUGGGCACCUGAGAAGCAGCCCUGUGCCCCCUGCCCCUCCUUCUCCAGCCCGGCUGGCCAUGUCCCUCCCUUCCUUCCUCUGCCUGUUGGCCAGGGACCCACUGCCCGGCCUGGCCUCCGGGAGGGGUGGUGGGAGGUGGGUGGCCGGGAGGCUGCCUUCCUCAGGGAGUGUCACUCUCCCAGGCCCCAGAAUAGCUGCUGGACCCGAGCCCAGGGCCGGCCUGGGACGAGGCUGGAGGGUCGCUGGCCGUGGCUAUUUUUACCUCCUCCCCCGAGCGGGUCCCCCCACCUGAGUCCUGCUACACAGUCUGACACUGGAUCCCCUCCGCCCUCGCCCCCGGCCCUCGUCUGUGGACACUGGAGUCUGGAAUAAAUGCUCUCUGUCACAUCCA